CCGCGCCCGACCGCCGCCCGACCGCCAGCGCCCGGCCCCGUCGCGCCCGCGGAACAGACCAGGCAGAUCGGGGCGGUGCCGAGAAAAAUUUCCUUACUAGAUGACAUUUCAUCGCAAUGUCCGAUCGUUUGGGGCAAAUAACCAAGGGCAAGGAUGGGAAAAGCAAGUAUUCGACGCUCAGCCUGUUUGAUAAGUAUAAAGGAAAAUCAGUAGACGCAAUCAGAUCCUCAGUAAUUCCUAGACAUGGCUUACAGAGUCUCGGGAAAGUUGCCACAGCCCGGCGUAUGCCACCGCCUGCAAACCUGCCGAGCUUGAAGUCUGAAAACAAAGGAAACGACCCCAACAUCGUUAUCGUACCCAAGGACGGGACGGGAUGGGCAAACAAGCAGGACCAGCAAGACCCAAAGAGUUCCAGUGCGACGGCCUCUCAGCCGCCGGAGUCGCAGCCGCAGCCGGGUUUGCAGAAAUCUGUCUCCAAUUUACAGAAACCGACUCAGCCAGUCAGUCAGGAGAACACAAAUACAGUGCCAGGUGGACCAAAGUCAUGGGCACAGCUGAAUGGAAAGCCAGCAGGACACGAAGGUGGUUUAAGGGGCUCAAGCCGACUCUUAUCCUUCUCUCCCGAGGAAUUUCCGACGCUGAAAGCAGCUGGCGGGCAGGACAAGGCUGGCAAAGAAAAGGGCGCCUUAGAUCUGUCGUAUGGGCCAGGACCAAGCCUCCGCCCUCAGAAUGUGACAAGCUGGAGGGAGGGCGGUGGGCGAAACAUAAUUUCUGCCACGUCUCUGAGCGCCUCCCCCACUGAGCUGGGCAGCAGGAACUCGAGCGCGGGAGACGGAGCCCCCUCCUCGGCAGGCGCCAGCGAUGCUAAGGACCCCUCUCUCCGCCCGGCUCAGCCUGUUCGCAAAGGGGCUUCGCAGUUCCUGGGGAACGCAUACCACCCACCUACAUACCAUGACAUGCUUCCUGCCUUUAUGUGUUCGCCACAGUCAUCCGAGAACCAGGGUACAGCGGAACGAGCGUCUUUCCCGCCUCCGCCGCUCCGCCUGGAGCCCCGCGUUCCUUUCCGGCAGUUCCAGAUGAAUGACCAGGACGGAAAAGACAGCCGGCUGGGCAUGCCCCGCCCGCCCCGCCCGCUCAGGCAGCUGGUGGAGCGGGCGCCACGGCCCACCAUCAUCAACGCGGAGAACCUCAAGGGCCUGGAUGACCUGGACACCGAUGCCGACGAUGGCUGGGCAGGCCUCCAUGAGGAAGUGGACUAUUCUGAGAAGUUGAAGUUCAGUGAUGAUGAAGAGGAGGAGGACACGGUGAAGGAUGGCCGGCCACAGUGGAGCAGCUGGGACCCGAGGAGGCAGCGGGGGCUGUCAAUGAGCUCCGCGGACAGUGCUGAUGCCAAGCGUGCCCACGAGGAAGGAAAGGACUGGGGCGAGACGGUGGGAGUGGCUCGUGUCGUCCGGAAGGUGCCAGAACCUCAGCCCCCUCCGAGGAAGCUUCACAGCUGGGCCUCGGGCCCUGACUACCAGAAGGCCUCCGUGGGCAGCGUGUUCCGGCAGCAGUCGGUCGAGGACAAAGAGGACAAGCCGCCCCCACGGCAGAAGUUCAUCCAGUCGGAGAUGUCCGAGGCCGUGGAGCGCGCCCGGAGGCGGCGGGAGGAGGAGGAGCGCCGGACCCGGGAGGAGCGGCUGGCUGCCUGCGCCGCCAAACUCAAGCAGCUGGACCAGAAGUGCAAGCAGGCCCAGAAGGCCAGCGAGGCGCAGCGGCCGCUGGAGCGGGACGCGCCCCGGUCUCCGGGCCCCGAGAAGGCGCCGCCGCAGGAGAACGGCCCCGCCGUCUGCAAAGGCCCCGGGGGAGGCGCAGCUGCUGUCCUCAUUGUGCAGAUGGAGGACCAGGCUGCCCACCAGGUCACACAGCUUUUGGACUGCUCCCCCGAGUUCUCUGCCCAAGAAGCCCCCAGCACGUUCUCAGAAGAGGCCCCCACAGCUCCUGCGUCUGUGGCUCAGAGCGGCAGCAGUGAGGAGGGGCCCGGGGAGGCUGGGUCCCCUGCGCAGGAGUUCAGCAAGUACCAGAAGUCCCUUCCUCCCAGGUUCCAGCGCCAGCAGCAGCAGCAGCAGCAGCAGCAGCAGGAGCAGCUGUACAAGAUGCAGCACUGGCCGCAGGUGUACCCGCCGCCCUCGCACCCGCAGCGCACCUUCUACGCGCACCACCCUCAGAUGCUGGGCUUCGACCCCAGGUGGAUGAUGAUGCCUUCCUACAUGGACCCUCGGAUCCCGCCCACUCGCACCCCAGUGGAUUUCUACCCCUCGGCUCUGCACCCCUCGGGACUGAUGAAGCCCAUGGUGCCCCCAGACUCCGUCAGUGGGACUAGCUGUCGCUCUGAGGAUCAGAGCCGUGUCCCCCAACUGCAGGAAAGAAAAGUGACCGCCGUCGACCCAGCCCCUGUGUGGAGCCCUGAGGGCUACAUGGCAUUGCAGAGCAAGAGCUACUCGCUGCCUCCCCCAAAACCCAGCGACACUUUGGCCAUGGACAUGCACGUCAGGAAUGAAAACGCUUACUCUGCCUCACCCGGAAGGUCAGGGGGCGUAGGUGCCCCGCGCGCUCCCCUUGAGGAGAGAGUGGAGGAGUACUUGAGUGCUUUUGACAAGAAGGCCCAAGCAGACUUUGACAGCUGUGUCUCUUCCCAAAGAAGAGGCCAGGAGCUUUUGUUUCCACCCCAAGACAGUGUGCAGGACGCAGGCGCUCCUCGGGGCCACACCCCAAACCUCCGGUGUUCCCCACGGGAGCCCGAUUUUGCCCUGGCUGAGAACAAGCCAGACUAUAGCAACUGGGACGUUAGCCCCCAGCCCAAGGCCGACACAGCCAACGGUGUGGACAAGGAGGCGCCCCGGGAGGAGCCGCCCUUCAGUGCCUCCUCCUGGGAGAAGGAAGGGAGCCCCCACAAACAGCCGUCCCUGGAGCCCGAGUGGACCCCCGAGCCCCGGGGCCCCGGCAGCCAGCAGCAGGAGCAGACCAGCAGGACCCGGCGGUCGGGGCCCAUCAAGAAGCCGGUGCUGAAGGCGCUCAAGGUGGAAGACAAGGAGAAGGAGCUGGAGAAGAGCAGGCCGGAGCCCGGGGAGGAGAGCGCCUGCCCGCCCCCGGAGGAGGCGCCGCGUCACCAGGACGAGGACGAGGACCAGGAGAACGACCCCACGCUGGCCAACGCUGCCCCGUCCGCCUCGGAGGCCCCGGGCGCGGCCCGAGAUGGCGCGGGCCGCUCUGCCAGCAAGCCUGAGGAGGACGAGCAGCCCGACAGAGCCUGGGAGCCCAGGCCGUCCCGGGAGCCCAGCGACACGCCCCUGACCAAGAGGAGCAACUGGAUCUUCAUCGACGAGGAGCAAGCCUUUGGGGGCCGAGGGCAGGCCCGGAGCCGCGGCCGCGGGUUCCGAGAAUUCACUUUCCGUGGCCGGCCUGCGGGCGGCGGCCCCGGCAUCGGGGGCGGGGGGGUCCUCGGGGCGCGGGGCAUCUACACCCACAGCCAGAGGGGCGGCCGCGGCCGGGGCCUGCGCGAGUUCGGGCCGCCCGAGGACUUCCCCCGCGCCAAGCCCCGGCGCCGCAUCGCCAGCGAGACCCACAGCGAGGGCUCCGAGUACGAGGAGCUGCCCAAGCGGCGGCGGCAGAGAGGCUCGGACGGCGGCCACGAAGGCUCGCUCCUGGACAGGGAGGAGGCCGCCUCCAGGAGAGGCGACUUCAGGGACUCGUGGCGGUCCCACAGGAUGUACCCCGACGACCACAGCGGCCUGGAGGCCAAGAGCCGAGGCCCGCGGGCCUUCGGGCGCGCCCUCCCUCCCCGGCUGAGCCACUGCGGCUACGGGCGGAGGACCUUCGUGUCCAGGGAGGCCGCCCACUGGCAGAGCCGCAGUGCCGGCGCCUGCUGGCCGGACCACGGCUCCCCCGACACCGGCCCGCGGCGGCCCCCCGACAGAGACUGCGUCCCAGAGGCCUCCCGGCACCCCGAGGCCCUGGGCGCCAGGGGCUGCGAGGACGGCCGCCUGGAGGACAAGAGGCCCUUCUUCCCGGACGACCACGCGGCCGACGCCGAGAGCGGGGAGAACCGGCCCUUCCGGAGGAGGCGCCCCCCGCGCCAGGACAAGCCCCCGCGCUUCCGGCGCCUCCGGCAGGAGCGCGAGUCCCUGGGGGUGUGGGGGCCGGAGGAGGAGCCCCACCUGCUGGCGGGCCAGUGGCCAGCCAGGUCCCAGCUCUGCCCCGGGGACAGGAGCGGCGCCGUGGGCCGCAGGUCCCCCGAGCUCUCCUGCCAGAACUCCUCGGACCACGCCAACGAGGAGUGGGAGACGGCCUCCGAGAGCAGCGACUUCAGCGAGCGGCGCGAGCGGCGGGCCGGCUCCGGGCCCGAGCCCGGCUCCCACGCGGACGGCAGCCUGCCCGGGGCCAGCCUGGGGGAGAAGAAGGAGUUGGCCAAGCGGAGCUUCUCCAGCCAGAGGCCCCUGGUGGACCGGCAGAGCCGGAAGCUGGAGCUGGGAGGGUUUGGGGAGAAGGCUGUUAGGCCAGGCGGUGGUGACACCUCUCCCCAUUAUGAGAGCCAGCAGAGUGGGACGCCUUUGAAAGCCAAAAGGACCCCGGACGAGGCCUUGCCAGGAGGCCACAGCAGUCACUACACCCUGGAGCGGGCUGCCCAUGCCACCUCUGGCGUCCCCGAGGCCGCCUGUGAGAAGGCAGAGGAGGCCACCCUGGCUGCUCAGAGGGUGGGCGAGCAGGGAGAGGCCAUGAAGCAGUUUGACCUGAACUACGGAAAUUCCAUCCUCGAGAAUUGUGGGACCAGCCCCGGGGAGGAGACGGAGGUGGGCUCUAUGGUGGGUGAAGGCUUCAUCGAGAUCCUGACCAAGAAGCAGCGCCGCCUGCUGGAGGAGGAGAGGAGGAAGAAGGAGCAAGCUGCGCAGGUGCCUGUCAAAGGUCGGGGCCUUGCCUCCCGUAUUCCUCCUCGGUUUGCAAAAAAGCAGAACAACUUGGGCCUGGAGCAAGGCGAUGUGCCCGUGCCGGGCAGCAGCCUGGGCACCGAGAUCUGGGAGAGCAGUGGCCAGGCCCUGCCCGUUCAGGCCUCAACCAGCGACUCCUGGACCAAAGCCGCCUCGGCCUUCAACAGCUCCGAGCCCGGCUCCGCCGAGCAGGGCUUUAAGAGCAGCCAGGGAGACAGUGGUGUGGACUUGAGCGCCGAGUCUCGAGAGUCGUCGGCGACCUCGUCGCAGCGCAGCUCGCCCUAUGGCACUCUGAAACCAGAGGAGAUGAGCGGGUCCAACCUGGAGCCCAAGGCUGACGGCCAGAAGGAGCCGGCUCAGAAGCAACCCGAGCAGAAGGAUUCGGAACAAGGCUCAGCGCAGAGCAAGGAGCACAGACCAGGACCCAUCGGUAACGAGCGCUCCCUGAGGAACAGAAAGGGCUCCGAGGCGGCCGAGCGCCUGCCCGGCGCCGCCGUCCCACCGGUCAACGGGGUGGAGAUUCACGUGGACUCUGUGCUCCCGGUGCCACCCAUCGAAUUUGGAGUCAGUCCAAAAGACUCCGACUUCAGCUUGCCGCCUGGGUCUGCCCCUGGCCCCGCGGGGAAUCCAGUGGUCAAGCUCCAGGACGCCCUGGCUAGUAACGCCGGGCUGACACAGAGUGUUCCCAUCCUGCGGCGAGAUCAUCACAUCCAGAGAGCCAUCGGCCUCUCCCAGAUGUCCUUCCCCACGGCCGACCUCACUCUGAAGAUGGAGUCUGCGCGGAAGGCUUGGGAAAACUCGCCCAGCUUGCCGGAGCAGAGCUCUCCGGGAGGCCCUGGCUCGGGCAUCCAGCCCCCGUCCUCUGUGGGAGCCUCCGGUGGGGCCAACUACAGCUCCUUCGGCGGCGUCUCCAUGCCGCCCAUGCCCGUGGCCUCCGUAGCGCCUUCUCUCCCAGGCAGCCACCUGCCGCCUCUCUACCUGGAUGGGCACGUGUUUGCCAGUCAGCCCCGGCUGGUUCCCCAGACCAUCCCGCAGCAGACUUACCAGCAGGCUGCCGCUGCCCAGCAGAUCCCCAUUUCCCUUCACACGUCUCUGCAGGCGUCAGCCCAGCUGGGGCUGCGGGGCGGGCUCCCCGUCUCCCAGUCACAGGAGAUCUUCAGCUCCUUGCAGCCCUUCAGGUCGCAGGUGUACAUGCACCCCAGCCUGUCCCCACCCAGCACCAUGAUCCUCUCUGGAGGCACCGCCCUGAAGCCUCCGUACUCGGCAUUCCCCGGCAUGCAGCCCUUGGAGCUCGUGAAGCCCCCGUCGGGCUCCCCCUAUCAGCCCAUGAGCGGAAGCCAAGCCCUGGUCUACGAGGGCCAGCUCAGCCAGGCGGCCGGGCUGGGCGCCUCCCAGAUGCUGGACUCCCAGCUCCCCCAGCUGACGAUGCCACUGCCCGGCUCCCAGCUGCCUCUGCCGCGCUACGGCUCCGGACAGCAGCCCCUGCUCCUGCCCCAGUCCAUCCAGCUGCCACAGGGGCAGAGCCUCUCGGUGGGGGCCCCUCGCAGAAUUCUUCCGCCCGGGUCCCAGCCUUCGGUCCUUAACACCAGCAGAGAGUCCUCUCAGAUGGAGAUGAAGGGCUUCCACUUUGCCGACAGUAAACCGAAUGUUCCUUCAGGAGGCUCCGGGCAGUCACCACAGACCUACAGGCCUAGCUCUGCUAGCCCCAGUGGGAAGCCCUCUGGAUCAGCAGUUAACAUGGGCUCUGUGCAGGGACACUACGCUCACCAGGCCAAGCCACGAGUGGAUGAGAAGCCCGGCCUGGGAGCCGUGACCCUGCAGGAGGCCCCCUUGGCCGCCUCCCAGAUGAAGCGCACAGGAGCCAUCAAGCCUCGGGCGGUGAAAGUGGAGGAGAGCAAGGCCUGAGGCGCUGGCCUGGCCGCCUCACCGUGGGCAGAGCCGCCACUCCGUCAACCGCCUGGCCGGCCGGCAGAGAGAGAUCCUCUCCACUCCUGACAGCUCCGACGUCCAACCAGCUUGCACCGUGGAUUGUGGCAUUGACCUGCUUGCUUUCAUCCGAAUCGGCAACAGCCCUUCCCGUCUCCUUCCCGCGCCCCGGGGCGGCCCUGAGGAUGCGGCGCGGGCAGCUCCUCGUCCGGCGCUCAGUGCUGCCCCGCCCCGUCCCGCACGGUGGUGCGGCAGCAGGUCCUUUCCUUUGAAGCUUUUUGUUUUAAAAAGCAGCUAAAGCAGCCAAGGUUUUUACAGAGAAAGGAAAACAAAACACAAGCGAUGUCUGUGUAGCUGAACUUUUACAUGCUCUUCGCCAGCUCCCCGACCCCGUGUCCGGUAGUGUCUUCCCCUCCUGUUCAGUUUGAUGCAUCGCCGUGAGACGCCCUCCUGCUCUUCGUUGGUUAGCCUCUGCGGCCACACGAGGCACCGCACGAGCACCCCGGUGUCCGGCUGCACUCCGAAGCCCACGGGCAGCCCGUGAGCUGGGGUUUGCCCGUGAGCUGGGGUUUACGGAAGGGUUUCUGUCCCGGAGUCUAGAGCCAGGGACGUGCUGGCCGCUGGCCCUGCGGUGAAGCGCGGACACAGUCACUGGUGUAUCCCGAGUUGGCCUGACGUGUGAGCAGGCAGCACCACGGCCCCACCCACCUCCCGCGUCUGCUCGAGGGCUCCGGCACCAAGGGCUGCUGUUUCACUCAUGCCCUUUCCAAAAGCCUCCACCUUCCUGCACCUUUUUCCCGGACUCCCCCCCCCCCCCCCCCCCCCCCCCCACGCUGGGGCCUGCUGCAGGGCUUCCUGCUCCUCCCCUCCUAGCAGCAAGCCCAGGUGGUGGGACAGGGCGCCUGAGCUGAGCAGUGAGGUCAGCCUUUCCAGCUGCCAGCAGGUCCAAGGGGGAGGCUGUGUUGCAGGGCUGGCCGUGGUUCUGAACCGGCCUGGGCAGCCACCCAAGUCUGCAGAGCUGCCUCCAGCAAAAUGCUCGCGUGAGCCAUUUCACACUGCGUUUUGUUGUUUUUUAAGAACUAGAGUCGCCCCAGAUUCUGUCAUUCCGAGGAAAGGGAGGGGAAGGCUAGAGUUUUGUACAGGCCCUUCGAGGAACUAAGCAGCACCUACAGAGAGGGCGCUUGCCACUGGUCCCAGGGGACCUGGCUCAGCCCGUGUCCCUGUAGGUGUGUGCCGGCUGCUCAGGCUGCUUCUCAGCUCUGUCCAGGGUAGGACACGGGAGAGAGGGCCCUUGGGCUGCUGGAGCAGCUUGUGCUGUGAUGACAGAUUUAAGGACGGGAUACCGCCUGGCAGAGCUCCCGUCUCACGACCUGGAGGCCAGUCUCCUGGGAAGAGCUUUACUGCUCACUUGGUCGCUUUCUGCACCCCCUCGCCUCCAUCCUUGGACCUCACUGUUCACUGGCUUCUCUUCCCUUCAUCUCCUGAAUCUUUACUCUGGAGUCCUGUCCUCACUCUCCUGCCCCAUGUGCUCAUCUGCUCUGCCCCCACCCCCACCCCCCCACGAGAGCUGCUGUCUGCCCCACUCCCCGCUGCCCCCAUCGCCCACUGCCCUGCAGGAGCCACACGCUCGCUGCCUGAACACCUGGGAACCCGACCAGACCCUCCCACCUGAUUCGGGGGUCCGCUGCUUGUCUAAAGCAAAAAAGGUUUUCUCAUUGUGAGACUCCACAGAACAGUCCUGGAUGCUGUUACAAACUCAAGGUGUGCCCUCCUGGUGAUCCUGACAGAGCGACAGUGCUUGUUUGAGGAAAAAUAAAAACACGGGGUCACCUGCUCUCCAGCCCUUUUCUCUGCCCUGUAUUUUCUACUCCCCGCCCCACCCCAAUAAAACAGAAAACACUAGAAUUUAUUUAUAUGUAUUGUUGUAGGUCUAGGUAAAGGAAGGAAAUGUCCCACUGCGCUAUUUAUAGAUGCGUCUGACUGACCUGUACAGGAAGGCCAGGAGCUGCAUGUGACCCUCAGUGCUUUCUCCGCCUCGUGUGCCCAGCUGCGGGCGCUUCCCCCCGAGACAUUUCCAGCUGGACUCGGGCAGAGGGUAGGCCCGGGCCUGUUGGCACCCCAUCCCUUCCUUGGUCUGAUUAAAUGCAGUCUUUACUGCAGAGAUGUUUUAA
Myotis myotis is the source of this 9061-nucleotide messenger RNA. It is a transcript of the gene PRRC2B, whose product is annotated as proline rich coiled-coil 2B. The transcript is spliced from 33 exons. Gene Ontology annotation, biological process: cell differentiation. The coding region runs from base 117 to 6869 and encodes 2250 amino acids. The record is from RefSeq and is a predicted model, not a curated record. NCBI's taxonomy places the organism in Eukaryota, Metazoa, Chordata, Mammalia, Chiroptera, Vespertilionidae.